Nymphaea colorata (pocket water lily) is the source of this 1395-nucleotide messenger RNA. Its product is annotated as desiccation-related protein PCC13-62-like. The transcript is spliced from 3 exons. NCBI's taxonomy places the organism in Eukaryota, Viridiplantae, Streptophyta, Magnoliopsida, Nymphaeales, Nymphaeaceae. The record is from RefSeq and is a predicted model, not a curated record. Bases 168 to 1115 code for a protein of 315 amino acids.
UGGCUCGACUUUCCAUUGAAUCUGGGUAAGGGCAUUGCACCUACACCCGUAAGCAUAAUUUAGUCGGUGGAUUGGUGAGAAUGGUGCGUUCUCUUCCUAUAAAUAUGGCCCGGCCAUCAGCUUAAGACUGCACUCAUCGACAUCGUCCCCCGGCCCUUGUGAAGAAAAUGGCUGUACCGUCCUUCUUCCUUCUGAUCUCCAUCCUUUCCGCUCUCCUCAUGCCUCUCUCCGGCCUGCAAAACGUAUCGAGCUCUACUUGCAUGCCUGCACCACCUGCAGACAGGCUGCCGGUGUACCCCAGCGACCUGCCAAGGAUUCAGUUCGCUCUUAACUUGGAGCACCUCGAGGCAGCCUUCUUCUGCUAUGGUGCUUUGGGCCAUGGGCUGGACGUGCUUGCACCAGAACUGGUCAUGGGGGGACCCCCAAGCAUCGGCGCCAUGAAGGCCAACCUCAACCCUCUCGUCGAGGACAUCAUUGAACAGUUCUGCUAUCAGGAGAUAGCUCACAUUAGGGUGAUUACGGAGACGGUUGGUCCGUUCCCUCGGCCAUUAAUGGAUCUGAGCGUAAAGAAUUUUGCGCACAUAACGAACGUGGCACUCGGGCGCGAACUCAACCCUCCAUUUGAUCCUUACGCCAACACCGUCAAUUUCCUAAUCGCCACUUACUGGUUGCCUUACAUGGGACUCACCGCUUACGUGGGCACCGACCCCAACCUCUUGGGUUACUGGUCCCAUCGGCUGGUGAGCGGGCUCUUAGGCGUGGAAGCGGGGCAGGACGCCAUAGACCGAGGGCUGCUGUACCAAAUGAAGGAGGAAAAGGUCGAGCCCUACAACAUCACGGUGGCGGAGUUCACGAAUCACAUCUCCAUCCUGAGGAACUGCCUCGGCGGUUGCGGCAUCAAGGAUGAGGGCCUGAUCGUCCCGCUCGAGCUUGGCUCGGAGAACAAGACUUGCGGCAAUAUCCUCUCCGCGGACGUGAACUCGCUCUCCUACGCGCGCACCGCCGCCGAAACCCUGAGGGUCAUCUACUCCACCGGCGAUGAGCAUGUGCCCGGCGGCUUCUUACCCAAAGGUGGCAACGGCGAGAUAGCACGAUCCUAUCUACAUCACCACUAGAUCGAUCGGCGACGUGCUCCUCUACCUAGCAAUUAGUUCGCUCUCCCCACGACGCUGCUGGUUGCAAUGCAUGCAUCCUAUAUCUGUUUGUCGUAUAGUAAGCGAAUAAAGCGAUGGUCUCUGUGAUUGUUGUGAGUCCACCUACUGUCGGUUUAGUUGUAGUUUGCGUGGACCUCACCUCACUAUGCUUAUGUUUCUCUAAUAUGAAUGAAAGACAAAGACGGAAAUCAAUGGAAGAAAUACUAAUAAUAAAAAGUGUGCUUUGAUUUGCCAUAUAAAC